AUGAUGAAAUUUUGGUGGAUGUUCGUGUUGUUUGCCAAAACGGCGUCAGCCAGUGACAACGAAUUACCCACUGCAGAAGCUGAGAAAGAGUCACGUUUUCUUCCUAACUUCGAGAAGCGGUUUGACCGACCAGGUAUCGGAAUAGCUUCAGGAGGUCUUCCUCCAUUGACAACAGCGCCUAUUGCAGGAGAAAGAUGCUCUGCUCGAUUAGAAUCUGCGUUGGAUCAGUUGAAAAGGAGAAAAAGAACUCAACCAAAGAGCUUGGAUCUUCCAAUGAGUCAAAGCAUCGACUUGAAUGGAUAUAGUCUGUAUCAGCAAAUGCGAUCGGCUCCAAUAGACAUGUACGUUACCAGAAUGAGGGUACGUCUCCCGCAAAACAGUAAUUGGGUGCGCGUGGAAAAGUGCUAUUUCGACCCUAGGAACGUCUCUCUAGACACAAUGCUACUAUUCCACGAUUUGACUAUUAGUGGAAACGUGGAUUUGUAUGACGCCAGCGAAUUAGACAGAAAUAUACCGUCAACUCAAAGAAAUCGGAGACACUACGCAGAAGCCAGAUCGUACGACCCGUAUCCGGUUGACGGGUAUCAAAGGCGCGGGAAAGGCUGCAAUAUGAUUCUGCGACUCAGAAAGGCCGGAAUAGGAUUCCAUACGAGACCGUUAAAUCAACAACCGGGAAAAUUCAACGUGAAAACCGAUUCUGAAUUUGUAGAACCAGGCUUCAUAAGUGUCUACGCGUAUGGUUGCGAAAAAUAUAUCAACAGAAACUCCGUACGUAACAAAGACGAACUGCCCUUGAAGCGGAAAAGGAGAUCGGACGAGUUCAUUUUCGACCCACGAUUCGACGAUGCGUUUUCGCAUGGAAUGGACAGUCGAUCUUCAGAAAACAAUCGGGAUAUUUUUUACGAACCGCGCACCAGCAGGGCUGAUUACGAAAGAAGUAAACUGUUCAGGCCUGAUGAUGAUUUGGAUGAAGUGGAAGAUAUCUCUAGGGAAAUGGAGGACAUUUUCACGAAAGGAAUAAGAACGCUGCUGACAACAUACAUGAAGAAGGAACUGCAACCAGCUAUUAAAGAUACUUUAAUGAGGAAUAUGGGUUAUGUAAUAUCUUACGGAUAA
This is a messenger RNA of Bombyx mandarina (wild silkworm), 1116 nucleotides long. RefSeq lists its product as uncharacterized. NCBI's taxonomy places the organism in Eukaryota, Metazoa, Arthropoda, Insecta, Lepidoptera, Bombycidae. The record is from RefSeq and is a predicted model, not a curated record.